Molecule: messenger RNA, 2469 nt
Organism: Mercurialis annua (annual mercury)
Lineage: Eukaryota; Viridiplantae; Streptophyta; Magnoliopsida; Malpighiales; Euphorbiaceae
Exons: 1
Coding region: 416-2386 (656 amino acids)
Biological process (GO): cell surface receptor signaling pathway
Molecular function (GO): protein binding
Source: RefSeq, a predicted model, not a curated record
ACUUAGUUACCACCAACCACAACACAAAAAAGAUGAAAAUACAAAGAAAUACUUCUCUUUAGUUUACCAAAAUCACAUACCGCGUUUGACCUUGUAAAGCCCGUCUUCCAUGAAUCAAAUGUAGAAGAAGAACAAUUUAAAGACUUUUUCAUUUCUUCAAAAAUCUUAGUUUAAUUUGCAGCACAAACUCAACCCAAUCAAUUACUUUAAAUCCAGCCGAUCUCCAGCUCAUCUCUUACCCACCAUCAUCUCCACCAAUCAAGCUAUUCUGACACACCUACAAAUACUCAACUUUCCUUUUAAAUUCUCUCUCUUUUAAUCAAAUUUUCUCAUCUGGGUUCUCUGAUCAGAGCUUUUUUAAAUCUGGGUUUGCCUCCUUUCGGGUUAAUUUUCAUUUCUUGGUGUUGGGUCCGCCAUGGCGGACUUAGUGAAGCAAAUUCUGGUAAAACCGAUACAAUUAGCUGACCAGGUAGUCAAAUCAGCUGAUGAAGCCAGUUCUUUCAAACAAGAAUGCGCAGAACUCAAAUCCAAGACUGAAAAACUCGGUGCUCUACUCCGACAAGCAGCUCGCGCCAGUUCCGAUCUGUACGAGCGCCCCACUCGUCGGAUCAUCGACGAUACUGAACAAGUUCUUGAUAAAGCUCUCACUCUGGUUCAAAAAUGUCGCGCUAAUGGCCUAAUCCAACGUGUUUUCACUAUAAUCCCGGCGGCCGCUUUUCGAAAAAUGGCUUCUCAGUUGGAGAAUUCGAUCGGCGACGUUUCUUGGCUUUUAAGGGUUUCGGCCUCCGCCGAUGAGCGGGCCGAUGAGUAUCUGGGUUUGCCUCCGAUUGCUGCUAACGAGCCGAUUUUGUGUCUUAUUUGGGAGCAAAUUGCGAUUCUGUCAACUGGGUCUUUAGAUGACAGAUCUGACUCUGCUGCGUCGCUGGUUUCGCUGGCUAGAGAUAAUGAUCGGUACGGGAAAUUGAUUAUUGAAGAGGGUGGAGUUCAGCCAUUGUUGAAGCUAGUCAAAGAAGGUAAAAUGGAAGGUCAAGAAAACGCUGCGAAAGCAAUCGGGUUACUAGGUCGUGACCCGGAAAGCGUUGAGUAUAUGAUUCAUACGGGUGUUUGUUUAGUGUUUGCGAAGAUACUUAAAGAAGGUCCCAUGAAAGUUCAGGCUGUUGUUGCUUGGGCUGUCUCAGAACUCGCUGCGAAUUAUCCGAAAUGUCAGGAUCUUUUCGCUCAGCAUAAUAUUAUUCGGUUACUCGUCGGUCAUCUUGCGUUUGAGACGGUGCAGGAGCAUAGUAAGUAUGCUAUUACUAGCCAUAAGGCUAUUUCGAUUCAUCAUGCUGUUGUUUUGGCUAGUAAUAAUACUUCAGUAGAUAAGGUAGCAUCACCAGCAUCGUAUAUCGAUGAUGAUCAUAGUCGAAUUGCUCAUCCUACGGGUAAUCAGACGCCUAAUCAAUUGCAUAAUGUUGUUACUAAUACUAUGGCUAUGAAUGCUGCCUCGAAGCAGCCUCCGCGUAGUAAUAGUAAUAGUAAUGGAACCAAUGCUGUGAAGAGCAACAAUGUUUUGAAGCAAAAUAAUGUAGCUCACCAUCAGCAGAGUCAUUCGCUUUCCGGGGUUAGCUUGAAGGGCAGGGACCUUGAAGAUCCUGCUACUAAGGCGAAAAUGAAAGCGAUGUCUGCCCGAGCACUUUGGCAGCUUGCCAGGGGAAAUUCGGCUAUUUGUCGUAGCAUUACUGAAUCCAGAGCUCUCUUGUGUUUUGCGGUUCUGUUAGAGAAGGGAACUGAAGAGGUUCAGUUCAACUCUGCUAUGGCAUUGAUGGAGAUCACAGCUGUAGCAGAAAAAGACCCGGAUUUACGAAGAUCAGCAUUCAAGCCUAAUUCGCCCGCUUGUAAAGCUGUCGUUGAUCAAUUGUUGAAGAUCAUUGAAAAAGCUGAUUCGGAACUUCUUUUACCUUGCAUCAAAGCUAUCGGGAAUCUCGCAAGAACAUUUCGUGCGACCGAGACUAGAAUGAUUGCCCCAUUGGUUAAGCUUCUCGAUGAGAGGGAAGCUGAGGUUUCCAAAGAGGCUGCAAUCGCCCUUUCGAAAUUCUCCUGCACUGACAACUAUCUCCACCUCGAUCAUUCAAAGGCAAUCAUACAAACUGGAGGGGCAAAGCAUUUGAUCCAGCUCGUGUAUUUUGGCGAACAAGUAGUUCAAUUGCCGGCAUUGCUUCUGCUAAGCUACAUAGCUCUUCACGUUCCGGAUAGUGAAGAGCUUGCGCAGGCAGAGGUGCUUACGGUGCUAGAAUGGGCAUCAAAGCAAUCAUUUGUGACUCAAGACGAAACGUUCGAUUCAUUGCUUCCCGAGGCGAAAAGUAGAUUGGAGCUUUAUCAGUCAAGAGGUUCGAGGGGAUUUCAUUGAUUUUAUAUAUCAAAUUUUCUAAAGUAUGUUGUUGCAUAUAAACUUCUUGUUUAUUUAUUAAAUUGGUGCCAUUUUGAUGUUAA